CAUUUACUUCAACCGAGGCCGCCGAUAUAGCGCCAACUUCUCACCUACUUAUUUCAUGACUGGGCUCUUCACGACAAAGAGCGCUUAGCCGCCUCGUCGGAUGUCACAGGCAGUUAAUUGUUUUUUUUUCUUUUUCUUUUUGCUAGAUUUCAUAUCAACAAGGGCCAUCCAAGACCGUCUUGUUGCGUCGCAACAUCUAAAGGGCAUCCUCCGAGCCUGGGCUUUAAGCAACGGUUUCUUGGAGAGUAUUCUCCCACCACGACAGGAUCGGGACCGCCAGGGAACGACGCAGGCAUUAGCGAUUACUUUUCAAUCAUAUAUCGAGUCACAUAUCGACGAGCUCUUGAUCACGAUCUACAAAGGACGCUGGCAACGCGAGGCAGCUAUUCACGGGCUGCAGACACCGGCAAGCCGGUAACCGCAGGCGCAGUAAAGACGCUCAGGUCUGGACUGGGAAAAAAAUCAGAAGAGCAAGAUCUCGGAUUAACUUUGCGACUUAGAUGAUAGCGUGUCGUUCGCCGUCCGUCCUCAGUUGAACUUGGAGUCUAUCGACCGUCGUGAAAUCAACACGCUGUUGGAGGGGAACUCUAGAACCUCGCGUU
Desarmillaria tabescens is the source of this 602-nucleotide messenger RNA. RefSeq lists its product as uncharacterized. The transcript has 4 exons. The coding region runs from base 101 to 418 and encodes 105 amino acids. The record is from RefSeq and is a predicted model, not a curated record. Lineage: Eukaryota; Fungi; Basidiomycota; Agaricomycetes; Agaricales; Physalacriaceae.